Molecule: messenger RNA, 2775 nt
Organism: Penicilliopsis zonata CBS 506.65
Lineage: Eukaryota; Fungi; Ascomycota; Eurotiomycetes; Eurotiales; Aspergillaceae
Exons: 1
Coding region: 1-2775 (924 amino acids)
Biological process (GO): carbohydrate metabolic process
Source: RefSeq, a predicted model, not a curated record
AUGUCUUCUUCAUUGACUGUCUCAGCACCCACUGUUGAACACCAUCCGACCGGCUUCGGCAUCGACACUGCCUGCCCCCGUCUGUCGUGGCGGUUUCUCACCCCUCCCGAUUCCAUCCCCGAAGCCUGGGAACAGACAGCCUACGACGUCGAGAUCGUCCGGAAGGAAGAGUCAGCAGAAGCAGAAUCAUACCAUAUCGCUAGCAACGAGUCCUCGCUGGUCCCCUGGCCGAGCACCCCGCUGCAAUCCCGCGAGCAGGCCCGUGUGCGUGUGCGAGCGUACGAUAAUAGCAACCCCGCCCGCCCGACGGACUGGUCGCCCUGGGUAAUCGUGGAAUGUGCCCUUCUAGACAAGAAAGAGUGGAAGGCCGUGCCGAUCACAAGUCAAGUGAAACAUCUCGGUGCAAAUGGUUCGCUGCGACCCGUUCGGUUUCGUCGGACGUUCUCUCUCCCGACCGAUACAACAGCGACAGGGAGAGCCCGGCUGUACAUCACCAGUCUGGGCGUGUACCGCGCGUUCGUCAAUGGGAAGCGCGUCGGCGACCACUGCAUGGCGCCCGGGUGGACGAGCUACCGCCACCGUCUGAAUUACCAGGUGUUUGACGUCGCCUCGCUGCUGGACCCUACAGGGCCGAAUGUGCUUGCCGUCGAGGUCGCGGAGGGCUGGUACGCUACACGGCUGGCGUUCGCUGGCGGGAAGCGGUGCAUCUACGGUGACGAGGUCGGGGUCAUCGCUCAGCUAGAGGUUGGGUCUUCGUUCACUCUCGUCUCGGAUGCCUCGUGGUCAUGUCAGGCUAGCGCGAUCACGAGCAGUGAAAUCUACGAUGGAGAGGUGUACGACGCCCGAGAAGAGACUGUCGGCUGGAACGAAUCGGUUAUCCAGUCCGAUGGAGAAGACAGUCACAGUCAAGGCUGGGCCCCGGUGCGCGAGCUGGCGUUUCCUCAGGCCCGGCUCAUCGCCCCGAAUGCACCCCCUGUAAGAGUGACCGAAGAGGUCAGCCCCGUGGCGAUCAUCAACACUCCGUCCGGGAAGACGGUGCUGGAUUUCGGCCAGAAUCUGGUGGGAAGGCUACUGGUACGCUCUCUGCACAAGCCUCACGGCCACCGUGUGUCAUUUGGACAUGCCGAAGUCCUCGAGAACGGUGAGCUGGGCACCCGCCCGCUGCGGGAUGCCAAAUGCAGGGACGAGAUUAUAUUCGCCGACACGCCACUGGAGAACUGGUCGCCUCAGUAUACCUUCCAUGGUUUCCGGUACGUGCAGGUGGACGGGUGGACGCCUACCGACGCGGAAAACCCGCUUAGUCUCAGCAGUGUGUGCGCCCAGGUUCUGCAUUCGGACCUGCGGCGCACGGGCUGGUUCUCCUGCUCGCACCCAAUGGUCAACAAGCUGCACGAGAACGCGUGGUGGAGUAUGCGCGGCAACUUCCUCUCCGUGCCGACGGACUGCCCGCAGCGCGACGAGCGGCUGGGCUGGACGGGCGACAUCCAGGUGUUUGCUCCCUCGGCGAGCUUCCUGUACCAUACGGCCGGCAUGCUGGGCGACUGGCUACAGGAUCUCUCCGUAGAGCAGCUGCUAGACAGCAAGAGCAAGGCCAUUCCGCCCUUCGUCGUGCCAAACGUGCUGGACGCGCUGCAGGAUGUGGUGCAGGACCUCUGGCCCGAAUUCCCGCAGGCCGUCUGGGACGACGUCACCGUACUGACCCCUUGGACACUUUACCGCUCCUACGGUGACGUCGACCUCCUGCGCCGCCAGUACCCCAGCAUGCAGGCCUGGGUGGACCGGGGUGUCGCCCGAGGAGACGACGGUCUAUGGGACCCCGAGUUGUGGCAGCUGGGCGACUGGCUAGAUCCCACCGCACCCCCCGACGAGCCCGGCAAUGCCCGCACGAACGGCACGCUGGUGGCAGACGCAUACCUCGUCCACGUCACCUCCGUCCUUGCACAGAUCAGCACCCUCCUCGGCGAGACAGACAAUGCCACCCGCUACGAAGCUGACGCCCGCCGGCUCAAGACCACCUUCCAGCACAAAUACAUCGCCCCCUCGGGCCUACUGGCCGGCGACACGCAGACCGCGCUCAGCCUGGCUAUCAUGUAUGAGCUGCACGCAAACCCGGAACAGACAGCCGCCGCCGCCAAGCGGCUGGCCCUCCUCGUCCGGCUGAGCAAGUUCCGCGUGUCGACAGGGUUCGCAGGCACGCCUAUCAUCACGCACGCCCUGAGCCGCACAGGGAACCACCAGCUCGCGUACCGCAUGCUGCUGGAGAAGAACAACCCGUCGUGGAUGUACCCGAUCCGCAUGGGGGCCACGACCAUCUGGGAACGAUGGGACAGCAUGCUGCCCGACGGGUCCGUGAACCCGGGCGAAAUGACAAGCUUCAACCAUUACGCUUUGGGGUCCGUGAUCGCCUGGCUGCACGAGUACGUCGCCGGCAUCUCCCAGCUGGACCCAGGUUGGAAAACCUUCCGCGUCGCCCCCAUCCCUGGUGGAACCAUCACCUCCGCCCAGGCAGCGUAUGAGACACCCUACGGCCGGGCCGAGACUCGCUGGCAGAUCGUCGAUGGAGACCAGUUCGAGCUGCACGUCUCUGUGCCCCCCAACAGUACUGCGCUGGUCAUCCUUCCGCAUGAGUGGGAGGGGACCGUCAUGCCCGACACGGGACGAUGGGUCGGGUCAGGAUCCCAUUCUUUCCACAGUCGGUGGAGCAAUACGCUGCACUGGCCUCCUAAGACAUUAUGGACUCCAUUGGGGGGUGAAGAGGCGUUAUCAAUUGUUUAA